AUGCAGAAUAAACUGCACGACGCUUGCUCAAAAAAUGAGGUGGAAAAAGUUCGUGAUUACGUUAAAAAACUAUCCAUCGAUGAGAUUAAUCGAGUUGAAAUUGGAACAGGAAAUACUGCACUUCACAUUGCUACGAUGAAAGGCUACAUUGAAAUCAUCAAGCUCUUAUUAGAACGAAACCCGUUCAGAUCGAUUCGAAAUAAAUCGAACAAACGUCCUUUCGAUUUAGCACCAAAUGAUAACGUUCGAAAUCUGUUUAAACGAGAAAAUUGUUCCGAUCGUUUCUGUUCGAGACCCGGCAGCCUGUCAGCUCCAAUAUCCCUGGUUAACAAAGAUAAAAAUGGUGAUGGCUGUUCACUGUGUGAUGAAAAUGAUCCGUGCGAAUGGGAAAUUGUCGACGAUUUUGCCGUCGAGAAAGCACUUCGUUUUCGGCAAGAACUGGAAUACUCACUAUUUACCCGAAAUAACGUUAAUCGUGACUUGAAAAACAAAAUUUACUCAAUCAACAAAGGUUAUCUCGAUUCGAGACUUCGUGACAUGCAUGGCAUUGACAGUAUCAAGGCAUAUUUCAGAAACGCAAGCGAGAACGGAGAUCCAUUCGAGAUAGUGCGUGCGUAUUCUUCACCUGCUGUCAGUUUUUACAAAUACGUCAACGGCGAUAUGGCACGAAACAUCAUUCAUGAUUUGAGACAAGGAUGCUCGAAAUUCUUCUGCACCCGUCUGUAUUUAGCCCAAGACGGUGUCAUGUCUAUUGCUUCGAUUCUUUUACAUCAUCCGAAAUUUGCACCGUACACUUUUCGUGGAGAAGUCUAUCGAGGCAUAGUCAUGAAAAAAACGUCUAUGGAACAUUACAGACCCCGCAAAUGCAUUGUCAACACUACUUUUCUGUCAACAUCAAGAGAUCGUGAGAUAGCAAAAAUUUUUAGCGGUCAGAACGAGGUGAAAGAAGAUCAAAUGUCGGUCUUUUGUACAUAUGAAAUUAAAAAUGAUCGUACGGCACUCUAUAUUGCUGAGUUCUCAGAGGUACCCGCUGAAAGAGAAGUAUUGAUACUCCCGUUUGCUGCGUUUACUAUUAAUGCUGUUGAAAAAAGCAACGAUGGAGACAUACAGAUAUGGCUUGAAGAAUGUGAGCUAACACAACAAAAGAGUUGGAUUACAAUUCCGUUCUUUACAUAG
This is a messenger RNA of Didymodactylos carnosus, 1176 nucleotides long. Lineage: Eukaryota; Metazoa; Rotifera; Eurotatoria; Philodinida; Philodinidae. The record is from the annotation of a GenBank genome assembly.